CGUCACUCACUACGCGCACCUACAGACGAACUUCAGCGAUGCUGCUGACGGGACUCACGGCACUCGUUCGCUGCGUCUGAAAGUGCUCGGAUUUGCGGGAAACUUCUUGAAAGCGGCAUCUUUUGUAUUAGAGCGACCCCGAAGACGUUUUGUGAGGCAUCGUGAUGAUGACAAUGACGGGAGCGCGCGUUUGUGCGGUGAUUGCGCUCGUAAUGUGCGUGUCCGGCGUGUGUGAGGCGGGAUGCGCGGAUAGACCGACACCGAGAUGCUGCCCGGGACGGAAUAACGAGUGUGUGGAGAGGAGCGCGAGGAGAACCGUGUGUUACUGCGACACGUACUGCAGGAGGAGCGGCGACUGCUGCGACGAUUACCAGACCGUGUGCCACAUAUCAGCAGCUAUAGACUGUGAAGUCCGGCAGUGGGGCCCAUGGUCUCCGUGUUCAUCCGUCUGUGGGGCGGGGACUACAGAGCGAAGCCGACAGGUAGCCACACCCCCACGCAACGGAGGCACGCCCUGUCCCGACCUCAAACAGCGCCGCGGGUGUCUUGCGCACACCGAGACCUGCAGUGCAGCUAAAGAGGUGGCCAAAAUCCUGUCUGACUCAUUCAAGCGGAACUUUAAGGAUCCUUGGAGACGGCCGCACAUGCUUAUGAAGGAGGAGAAGAAGAGUUACUGCGUGCAGAUGCGUGUAAAGCAGGCGAGCGCUGCAUGUAAGGUGAAACCGUGGAGCGCCGGGUUGGUUCGUGAACGAUCCGUAUGCGUUGAGUGUCAGAGCGAAGCCAUGACGACCGAUGACCGCUGCCGUGGAGAUGGGCUGCAGAACAUCAGAACUUUCUGGGCCGCUGCAUCAGCACCGGGCUGCUCUGGGUCGUGGGUUCGAGAGUCAUUCACUGAGAACUGCCAGUGUCCGUCUUACUCCCUGAUUUUCAUAUGAACCAACACACCAUUUAAAGCUCAUUUCAAAAGACAUGGUUGCUCCAAAUUGUUCCACAGGAGUCCUGGAGAGCCUCCGACAUCUGAAGACAAAUUCUCUCCGUCAAAAGCUAAGCAAUCUAUCAUUUUCCUGUGUGUCUGUGCCUCCACCAAACCAACACACAACCCUGUUCUUCUGAAGCUCUGCUACCUCCAAAAUGCACCUGCACACGUUUCUGAUGCCUUCGAUUAUAGAUUUCACUCUGUAUUGUUGUUUUUCAGCUCUUGUCUGUCUGCUGAUUCAUACGUACUGUAUUUAUAUAUGUUGAAUACGUGAAUGUACUUCUGUGUGUCAGUGUGUGUGUGUCUGUGUCAGUUUUCACGUGUUGCGUGUGUUUUUGAAUGCAAAUCUCGUUAAUGCACGAGUUGCUGAAAGACAAGCUAAUGUAUAUGAAUGUUUCUAUUCGGUAGUAUUGUUUUCUGGUGAAAAUCCCUUCUUUGUUCGUUUUCAAGUGUCCUGAUUAAUGCAAAAAUACUAGAGUGCCUUAUGAAUGCCACAAAGUCAAUUUGACAUCAGCGUUCAUUUUGUUUGCAUGGUUUGAAGCUGUAUUCGAAACUGCAAAGCGCCCUAAACUGAUGACGUACAGUAUAAUUUGUCCAUCACAGUGUAAAACUUUUCUCAUAGCUGCUUGUUUCUGCAGAAUUUGCUUUUGCGUAAAAUAAAAUUGCAGUUUAUUUUAUUAAGAUAAAUUUCCAAUUUAUUUAUUAUUACAGCAUCUCUGAUUCUGAUAUAUAGUGACUUUCGCGCACACGUAUAAUAUAACAUCAGGACUGCACCAAAUAAAUGCUUACUAGAUUGCAGUUUCAUUGUAUUCUUGCACUGCAAGUAAUAUUCCAACAGUUUUGAUGCUUUUGUAUGAUUUAUGUUGCCUCUGCGAUGUUAUUUUUAUUCCCAUCACACAUUAAACAGUCAUCUAAGUAAAUUUUCUUGCAUUGCUUGCUUUUUAAACAUCCUAAUUGACAUUUCGGUGUGAUUCUGUUGCUCGUCCUACAAGUGUGUUUUCAGUAAUGCAGUCACUGGCGUCAGCGAGCCGUAGUGGGUAUUUAGCGUGCAUGUGCUCAUUACAGAUCAAAGGGCUUGUCUUGUUUACAUACACCCAUCUGCGCACAUACUGCACUCACUACAUACAUUUUGUGGCAUUUUUUGCAUGCUUGUUCAGCAGCAUGCUAAGUACAGUAUACUUAGGAUUCAGGUAACCAUGUGUUGAUGUUCAGUUUGUAGGACUCAGUGAACAACUAACACAGUUACUAGUACUUUCUAUACUGCUUUACCCUUUUUUUAACUUCUGCUUAAAUGUUUUAAAUAGCUUUUGUAAAAACAAAAAAUAAAUUUUUUGAAAUUGCUUAUGUAUAAAUGUCGUUACAAAAUAA
Labeo rohita (rohu) is the source of this 2344-nucleotide messenger RNA. Its product is annotated as somatomedin-B and thrombospondin type-1 domain-containing protein. The record is from RefSeq and is a predicted model, not a curated record. NCBI's taxonomy places the organism in Eukaryota, Metazoa, Chordata, Actinopteri, Cypriniformes, Cyprinidae. The transcript has 5 exons. Bases 165 to 935 code for a protein of 256 amino acids.